AUAACACCACCACCACCCCCGACCUCACGCUUUACCACAACCCCAUCACCACCCUCGACCUCACGCUCUACCACAACCCCACCACCACCCUCGACCUCACGCUCUACCACAACACCACCACCACCCCCGACCUCACGCUUCACCACAACCCCACCACCACCCUCGACCUCACGCUCUACCACAACACCACCACCACCCCCGACCUCACGUUUCACCACAACCCCAUCACCACCCUCGACCUCACGCUCUACCACAACCCCACCACCACCCCCGACCUCACGCUCUACCAUAACCUCAUCCGCAGACUUGGACCCCAAAUCUAGCCAGGGAGACGGAACCUUGAGUAACGACGCAGCCCUGAAACAAAGAGAUGAAAUCGGGUCUAUGGCUGUUGCUGGAUUAUGUCUAGUUGUAGUCAUUCUUCUAAUCAUCGCAGUUAAUGGAUUGCUAUUCUUCCGAUCAAAAUUAGGUUCACGAAGAGAGGUUCUUCACGCCCUUCAAAUGUAUUUGAUGAAGAAGGACCGUGUCAAUGAGGACGACGUCGAGGAUAACUUCAAAGAGGACGCUGACGUCGACAGGAAAACCAACUCGUCGACUUCGCUGAACAAAGAGAGCCCUGUCGACCAGCCCACCGAGAAGAACGGGGAUGUGCACGUGAAGGUCGAGGUCGAGGACAAUGCAGGGUCUUCUAAGAACAAAAACGAUGACGAAGAAUCUAAAACCCCGGUAGAGAAUGGUGACGGCAAAGACGCAACUGCUCCAGCUGCUACUGCUGUCGUCGACGAAAGCAAGAACCCAGAGGAACAAAUCGAGAAGAAUGAGAUUGUGGUUGAAGUCAUCUCUUCUUAACUUUCUUCUUCUUCUUCUUCUUCUUCUUCUUCUUCUUCUUCUUCUUCUUCUUCUUCUUCUUCUUCUUCUCCUUCUUCUUCUUCUUCCUCUUCU
Strongylocentrotus purpuratus (purple sea urchin) is the source of this 942-nucleotide messenger RNA. Its product is annotated as proline-rich receptor-like protein kinase PERK1. Lineage: Eukaryota; Metazoa; Echinodermata; Echinoidea; Camarodonta; Strongylocentrotidae. Gene Ontology annotation, cellular component: cytoplasm; actin filament. Gene Ontology annotation, molecular function: microtubule binding; actin binding. The annotation marks the transcript as partial. Gene Ontology annotation, biological process: actin filament polymerization. The record is from RefSeq and is a predicted model, not a curated record. The transcript is spliced from 4 exons.